Messenger RNA from Daphnia carinata, 2848 nucleotides. RefSeq names its product 5-hydroxytryptamine receptor 1-like. The record is from RefSeq and is a predicted model, not a curated record. Gene Ontology annotation, molecular function: G protein-coupled amine receptor activity. Gene Ontology annotation, cellular component: membrane. The transcript has 5 exons. Gene Ontology annotation, biological process: adenylate cyclase-activating adrenergic receptor signaling pathway. The coding region runs from base 765 to 2570 and encodes 601 amino acids. NCBI's taxonomy places the organism in Eukaryota, Metazoa, Arthropoda, Branchiopoda, Diplostraca, Daphniidae.
CUCGAAUCGAUACGGCAAAGUAAAACAUAGUAAAAGAUUAAGUGGCACUAACUCUGCUCUUUCCCAGUGUGGGCAAAUACGGCUGUAGGACGUGAUAAUGAAUGAGAUGCACGCCUGCUCACGUUUGCCUAUUUAACGCUGUCUAGCGAUUAAUUGAAAUGGGCCCACGACUUUUUCCUCGAGGAUUAUCUUCUAGUUGGAGUUCCAGUUGCGAAAUAGUAUCAAACCGAGCCUGCCGGACGGACAAUUCAAUAACGAGGGUCAUCCACGUACGAGAAAAUUCGUGUGUAUAGUUGACUGGUUCUUCCGCAGGUCGAGUAUCACGUCAUCGGGUCGUUGAUGAACGCAACGGAUAAAAGAGUUUUGAGCGCAGGCGCCAUCCACAAAACACUGGCGCUGGUGUAUAAUAGUAACUGGCGAGAACGCUUGGCCCGUCAGUCGACGUUUAACUUGGACGCACAGCAGAUUGUGCCAGUCUCAAUCCAACCCAUGAUGAAUUAAGAAAACGUAUUUAGUGAUUCGCAGAAUACAAGUGAUGGAUUGUUUGAUUUAAAAAAUCGUGAUUUUGAAAUCGGGCAAAUGUGGAUGUGGUCGAAAUAGGAUGAACUACUACACGAAAGACACGAUGUGUUGUGACGGAUCGCUCACAACUUUGAGUCGUCAAGGCCGCUCACGACCGCCGUUACCGGCUCGACAACUCACCAAACUUGUCGACACACAACAACAACCUCAUUGAUAUUCGCAUCAGAACAGGUACAACAUCGAUGGAUUCUGCUGGCCAAUGGAACGUUCAUCUCAUGACGAUUGGUGACACUAUUAAUAAUCAAACGUCUUACUACAGCAGCGACGAUGGACGAACCAUUGGAUUUGCCACCAGCAUGGCAGCAGCCAUGAAUUACAGUUUAAUUGAAACGGUGCUCAUCAGCGCCGCCCUGCUGGCCAUUAUUGUCGGUACCGUCGUCGGCAAUGUUCUCGUCUGCAUCGCCGUCUGCCUAGUCCGACGCUUACGACGGCCUUGCAACUACCUGCUGGUGUCGUUGGCCGUGUCGGACCUGUGCGUAGCUCUGCUGGUGAUGCCGAUGGCCCUCGUUUACGAAGUGCUGGGCACGUGGCCGUUCGGCGCCCGGGUCUGCGACACUUGGGUCGCCUUCGACGUCCUCUCGUGCACGGCGUCCAUCCUCAACUUGUGCAUGAUCAGCGUCGAUCGCUACUGGGCCAUCACCCGGCCGUUGGACUACGGCGUGAAAAGGACGCCGGCCCGGAUGAUCUUCUGCGUCGCCCUCGUCUGGAUCUCUUCGGCCUGCAUCUCUUUGCCGCCGCUUCUCGUCCUGGGCAACGAGCACGGGCCCAUAUCCACCAACAACAGCCAUCCUCAGCUGCUGGACGGAGAUGCAUUCGGACAAGACAUGCAAUGUCAAGUGUGUCAAGAAUUUGGCUAUCAAAUCUACGCCACGUUGGGAUCGUUUUACAUCCCGUUGGCCGUCAUGGCCGCCGUCUACUAUCAGAUAUUCCAGGCAGCCAAACGCAUCGUGGACGAAGAGAAGAAAGCGCAAAGCCAUUUGCUGAUGACACGGACCAGCAGCUGCGUUAAAUCUGUCCAGGAGAAAUCUAAAUCGAAAGCGCUGAAUGCAGUGCAGUCGUCUCUUCUGGUCCAUCCGUAUCAAACGAGCGUGUGCAACAAUGCCGCUCUGGUCGUCGUGCGUCGUCAUAGCGAUCAACAACUGCAAACGUCAAACAGACGGGACAAUGCAGUCACAGAUGCAGCACUUACCAACAAUGAAGUGUGGAGCAAGGACACGAACGGUGGCCAUCCAGUCACCUGGCCAGACACAGCCAGUAAAGCACAAACGGACAAUACAACAAUGUCGUCGGACAUUCCUGUGACGGGCACGACAAUCAACCGAAGCGAAGGCCAGCAGCCACCGUCUAAACGCCGUCGCAGCAAUCAGUUGACUCAUCGUCGGGCAAGUCGAGUUCGUUUACGUUUCGCUCUCAACAAAGAACGCAAGGCGUCGACAACGUUGGGAAUUAUAAUGAGCGCCUUCACGUUGUGCUGGUUCCCUUUCUUCGUGCUGGCCUUGGUCCGUCCGUUCAUGAGCCACCAAACGGCCUCUAUGGUGAUUCCACAAUGGCUUUCCUCUCUCUUCCUGUGGCUCGGCUACGCCAACAGCUUCCUUAAUCCCGUCAUCUACGCCACGACCAACAAGGAUUUCCGACUGCCCUUCCGUGAAAUCCUCUGCCUGCGAUGCAAGUCACUCAACAGCGUCAUGAGGGAGGAUUUCUACCAGUCGCAGUACGGCAACAACCAACAACUGAUGGACACGACGGCCAACAAUAACAAGUCGGGAUUGAUGGCUGGACAGCCUUCGUCUCCAUCAUCUUCGUCAUCGAUUUCGCAUCCGAAAGUGUCCGGCAAUCGUCGCCGACGGCGUCGAUGCUCCACCGAAUCGGUUGGCAUCGAGCAGAAUAAUCGGAAAAUGGGCGCACCGGAAGAGGAUGACGCAACAGAUUACGGCGUCAUGACCGCUGGCCAUCGUGAAAGUUCAUCAUCGGCAACCGCCUUCCUCUGAAUGAACAGUCAACUCGAAUUUCUCUUUUCUGCUCGUCAUUCCUUUACAUUUAUCGUGGUGUCAACUGUUUUGAUUUGAGGACCGAUUGGCUUUUGAUUUGAUUCAUUUUCGACAAAAUUUAGUGAUUAUGAUGGCAAGAUAUUUCAUACCGUGCUAAUAUUAAAUACUAUUUACAAAAUAACGUGAGGCUCCAUGUAAAUUGUAUUCUGUAAUUGUAUUUCACGCCUCUCUGUCGUCGUGAAACGUGUCAACAUUUAAUCAUGACAGAUGUAUUUUAA